UCUUUUUUCCAAGAAUGAUCGAGUCAAAUCAUACACGUAAACAAGACCUAGGAAAUGUGAAAUCUAUGGAAAUGAAAAUGAUGCUGAAGGUUUGUUGUUGCUGAGUAUGCCGUUUGCACAACAGGUUUUGUGUGCCUAACCAUUAAAUUUUUGCAAAAGUAUUGUAAACUUCCUCCUAUUUUGAUAAAGAUAGAGCUCAGAACUCGCAAUGAGGAAGAAAGAAAAGUUAAUAUUAUAUUUGAUUGCCAUUGCAUUUUUUAUGAUUUGCUUGGGCGCGUUCCUUCAUUUGCCCCAACAAGGAAGUGAUGAUAGUCUGAUAAGAAUAGCCUAUGAAAGGUUUCUUGGAAAUCGUCCUGGACCUAUUAAACCUCCGAAAACUCCACAAGAAGCACGAAUAUUAGUCGACGAAAAUUUAGUUGAAGUUAAAGUGCAAGAAAAUUCGGAAAGACAAAUUGCGCAUGAAUUUAAUCCUGAUCUUACAAAUGAACAACAAAAAAAGAUAAAAGAUGAAAUCAAAAGAGAAAAAGAAGCUUUUGUUAAACAACAGAAAGAAAAAGAAGAAGAAAUUCAAAAGGAGCGUAAACAGAAACUUCUUGCUAUGACCGUACCUCCAGAGCAUGGUGUGAAAGUUGGUGGUGAACCAAAAGAUGCUGAAGUGAAGAAAAAAAGAGAUUUCGUUAAAAAGAUGAUGAAAACUGCUUGGGAUGGCUAUGCGCGUCAUGCUAUGGGUGCGAACGAACUUAAGCCGAUCGCCAAGUCUGGUCAUUCUGCAGGUAUAUUUGGAUCAUCUUCAAUGGGAGCUACUGUGAUUGAUGCGUUGGACACUUUAUAUAUAAUGGGUUUAAAUGAUGAGUUCAAACAAGCAAGAGACUGGGUAGCAGAGCAUUUAAAUUUUGGAGUUAAUACAUUUGUAUCUGUGUUUGAGAUGAACAUCCGAUUUGUUGGUGGACUACUUUCAGCUUAUGCUCUCACAAAAGACGAGGUCUUCAAAAUUAAAGCAAGGGAGAUUGUCGACAAACUUAUUCCGGCAUGCAACACACCUUCAGGUAUACCAUGGGCCAUGGUUAACCUUCAGAGUGGGGUUGGAAUGAAUUACAAUUGGGCGUCAGGCGGCAGUUCAAUUUUGGCUGAGUUCGGCAGUCUACAUUUAGAAUGGAUGUAUUUAUCCAGAAUAACUGGUGAUAUGAAGUACGCUAACAAGGUAAAUAAAAUUCGAGAAGUUUUAAACACUGCGCCAAAGGCCGAUGGCUUGUAUCCUAACUACAUAAACCCAAGGUCAGGAACAUGGGGACAAAAACAUGUGUCCCUUGGUGCAUUGGGUGACAGUUUUUAUGAGUAUUUGAUCAAAUCAUGGAUAAUGAGUGGAAAGACGGAUAACCUCGCUCGAAAGAUGUAUGAUGACGCAAUGAAGGCGAUCGAACCUGCUCUCAUUCGCAAAUCACCAGGUGGCUUCACUUAUCUUGGAGUGUACAACUAUGGAUCCGUAGAAUCUAAAAUGGAACAUUUGGCGUGUUUUGCUGGUGGAAUGUUUGCUCUUAGCGCAGAAGGUGCACCCGCUGAUAGGAAAGACAGAUACAUGGAGUUAGGAAAAGAAGUUGCACGCACGUGUCGUGAAUCUUACAGAGUUACAGCCACUGGUAUUGGACCAGAAUCAUUCCGCUUUGAAGGAGCUAUGGAAGCCAAAGCAUUGCGUCACAGCGAGAAGUAUUAUAUUCUUCGACCAGAAGUUGUAGAAACGUACUUUGUUAUGUGGAGGAUAACACACGAUCAGAAGUACAGAGAUUGGGCAUGGGAAGCUGCUCAGAAUAUUGAAAAGCAUUGUCGCGUUGGUGUCGGGUAUAGCGGAAUUCGCGACGUCGAUCAAGUGCCGGUAAACCACGAUGACGUGCAGCAAAGUUUCUUUUUAGCAGAGACAUUGAAAUAUUUAUACUUGAUAUUUUCCGACGACAAUUUAAUUCGUCUGGAUGAAUGGGUAUUCAAUACUGAAGCACAUCCUCUUCCUGUGAAGCAUGCCAGCAGGUAACCUAAUGGCAUCUAGGAGAUUAUUUCGUCAUCAUAUAUAGAGAGCCUCACUCCGAUACGUUGCAACAUCCAACAUUAACAGAACACCGACCGAUAUGUUAUCAUGAAAAUAUGGAUAUUUACCGCGCAUGAGUUAACGCUAAAUCAAAAAUGGCGGAGGUUAACAAAUGCUAUAUGUUAUAGUCAGUUGACGUGAACUGAAUAUGAAUGCUACCAUAUUUUUUUUACACAACUAUUGCCAUAUAAUCUUUUUUUACUUUUUUAUUUGUAAGCAGGCCACAAAAAAAAAUUAAAUUUGUUAUCCGAUUGAUUUAAGAGGUUACAGUUGAAAAAAAUCUCCACCGAACACAAGAAAUUGUAUCAUGUUACCGUUGAACGCAAUUUUCGAUCGCAUAAAUAAAUCUUUCUUCUAUAUUUUUAUUCCUAAUAAGGUUACACAAAUUUUACAUUCUCUAAAAUACACGUCGUGUUGUCCGCCCUGGGUAGACAAAUGAUAUAAUGUGUUGAAUAAAGUUCGAACACCACAUUAAAAUGUGCCAUAGUAUAAAAUAUAUUUCAAAAUGGUAGCACGUUUUAAUUUAGACAAGUAAACGAAUAUGUAGGCAGCUAGAUUUUUGUUUUAGUUUAUAAUUUCUUAAAUAUUUAAUAAUGUAGGUUAAUCCUUUAUUUUUCCAAUAGGACACUGUGGUUGCGUAUGUGUUUUUAUAAGAUGUUUAUGAUUACAUUGUAAAAUAAAAUUUGAUUCUGAUAAAAUUUCUCUAUCAAUACAAUAAGCUUUUUUUAGAA
Hydractinia symbiolongicarpus is the source of this 2808-nucleotide messenger RNA. RefSeq names its product mannosyl-oligosaccharide 1,2-alpha-mannosidase IA-like. Gene Ontology annotation, cellular component: Golgi membrane; endoplasmic reticulum. The transcript is spliced from 13 exons. Bases 209 to 2023 code for a protein of 604 amino acids. Gene Ontology annotation, molecular function: mannosyl-oligosaccharide 1,2-alpha-mannosidase activity; calcium ion binding. Gene Ontology annotation, biological process: carbohydrate metabolic process; N-glycan processing. NCBI's taxonomy places the organism in Eukaryota, Metazoa, Cnidaria, Hydrozoa, Anthoathecata, Hydractiniidae. The record is from RefSeq and is a predicted model, not a curated record.